Salvelinus fontinalis (brook trout) is the source of this 3517-nucleotide messenger RNA. Its product is annotated as C3a anaphylatoxin chemotactic receptor-like. Lineage: Eukaryota; Metazoa; Chordata; Actinopteri; Salmoniformes; Salmonidae. Gene Ontology annotation, molecular function: G protein-coupled receptor activity; complement receptor activity. Bases 298 to 1338 code for a protein of 346 amino acids. The record is from RefSeq and is a predicted model, not a curated record. The transcript has a single exon. Gene Ontology annotation, cellular component: plasma membrane. Gene Ontology annotation, biological process: positive regulation of macrophage chemotaxis; inflammatory response; regulation of calcium-mediated signaling.
ACUUUCAUGACAUAGUGUGCCAUUUAAUGGCACUGUGUUUUUUGAUUUGUUUUACCUCACGGACAUAAAAUGGUAUGAAUAUAUUACAAUGCAACUAAUAUUUUAUCACUUAGUUAACUUAACAACAUGUUCUGAGUUGACACAGCUAAAGCUUUUCAAUAACAUUCAAAAUACUGACAUUUUAAUCCUCAAAUCUUAAAUUAAUGUAUUGAAUGAAAUGAUAUUCAAUCUUCCUGCUGUUUGUUUUCUCUGAGGUAGCUGAUUUUUAUACUUGUGUUUGGACAGAACGAGAGAGCCAUGACAGCAGGGAUAUUAGACGCAAUUUCAACGAAGGAUGAUUAUUAUUAUGAUGAUAGCAAAACCCCUCCAACUCAGUCCUCAUUUGGCCAACCACCGGAUACAUCAGCCAGUUCACAAGGGGACUACAUACUCCUUGUGGUCAAUGUGGUCAUCUUACUGCUGGGGGUUUGUGGGAAUGGGGUGGUCAUCUGGAUAGCUGGUCUCAAGGUGAAAAAGACGGUCAACACCACCUGGUACCUCAGCCUGGCCAUCUCCGACUUCAUAUUCUGUGCCUGUCUCCCCUUCAACAUAAUCUACAUGGUAACAAAGGAGUGGAUCUUAGGGCACUUCAUGUGCAAGUUCACCUCUUUUGUGAUGUUCCUCAACAUGUUCAGUAGCAUCUUCCUCCUGGUCGUCAUCAGUGUUGACCGUUAUCUACUUGUCGUAUUCCCAGUUUGGGCCCAGAACCAGCGAACCGUGAGGAGGGCCUCUGCAGUUGUGGUUCUUGCCUGGGCCGUCUCUGUUGCACUGAGCAUUCCCUCCACAGUGUUUCGUCAGGUAACCACAGAUGGCAUAAAGUGCUCUAAUUAUUACCCACACCCAAACAGUCACAUAACUGUAGCUGUCAGUCGAUUUAUCAGUGGCUUUGUGCUCCCGCUCCUCAUCAUCAUCUUCUGCUACUCUGUCCUCAUUCUGCGACUGAGGACCAACAGGAUGACCAGGUCCUCCAAACCCUUCAGAGUCCUGACUGCACUGAUAGCCAUGUUUUUCAUCAGCUGGCUUCCAUACCACGUCUUCAUCCUUCUGGAACUUAAAGCCCACGAUCAAACUUCUCUAACUGUUAUUCAUGAAGGGCUAAAUAUAUCUGUGACUCUGGCUAGUGCAAACAGUUGCCUGAACCCGUUUCUGUAUGCAUUCAUGGGCAAAGACUUCAAGCGGAAAUGCUGGAACUCUUUCCUUUCUAAGAUUGAAAAUGCUUUUGAUGAGGAGGAACGCUCUUCAAGGAGUAGAGGAACCUCUUUCUCCCAGGCUGAUUCAAAAGUUUAUACAAAUGUCUGAUUGCCUUUCAACAAAUAUUGUAAAACAGGGCAAACUUAUGCCCCUUUUAAGUAUAUUUUAUAUAUUUCCAAUACAAUAACCCAUUAAGUUCACAUAUUAAGGUCCAUAGUUGUGACAAUAUAAGAUUUGCUCUGUCUUAGCCAACUGUUAUGCAAACUAUGCAAAUGUUUUAACCCUGAGGAAACUAAUUUCAAGUUAUUUCCUGUAACACCCACUCAAUUGUGGUAACGGUAUUGUUCAAAUGUAGUUGAAUGUAAUUUUUAUCACCAUUCAAGUAACAUAAGCAACAAUAUUGUACUGUAUUGUUCUGCAUUUCCUGCCAUGCAUCACCCAUCUUAUGUUUGACAGGUUUUGUGUAAUCAGAUUUGUUCCAUGAAAUGUAAUUCAGCCCACCGUGCCAACAUUCAUCUGUCAGGUCAUCUGCUGUGACACUGAAAGGUCAAGUGUAAUUACAUAUCCUAUAGAGGAGCUGAGAAUCUUAUUGAAGAGCCCUGUGUUUCUACUUCACAAAACCGCUGUUUGUCAACAAUUAUUUUGAAUGAACGUGAAGCCUUUGGAACUUCAUACUGUACUAAUAUCUCUUACAAAUUGUGAAAUAGCUUUUUUCACAUGUUAAGCUCAAACUUUCUCAUGUGAAUCCAUAUGUUCACAUGUAUUACAUUUAGAGAUAACAAGUUAACACCACCUUUCACAUGUGAGGAGAAUAACGUGUUUUCUCCUCCCAUGAGUUGCAAGUUUACAUGUAAAAAACAUUCACAUUUGCAGUUUCACAUGUAAGAAUCAUUCACAUUGUGUAAUUGCAAGGUCACAUAUGGGGCUGAAAUAGUGUUAUUCCCCUCCCAUGUGAAACAGUGGUGUUAACAUGUUGCAGUAGCAAUUUUUCCACAUGGGGAAUUGCAAAUUAUGUAAUGCCAUUCUACUUUAAUUAAGUAAUAAUUAAAGUGCAUAAAAAUGAAUUAUGGUGCCAUCCACUUCAUUUGUUUUCCUCCAUGGUGUUGCAUUGAUACAUGUAUAUUUAGUACUACCACGAGGAGGAGGCAUUCAGAGUGUUUCUGCUGCAGGCGCACGCUCUAUUCAUACGUUGGUCCGUGGCUGUUGGAAGUAGUCCGGUGAAAAGAACCCGAGAAGCUAGUUAGCUAGCAGUGUCUCCUUAUUUUUAAUAUCCUGUGUUCCGGUUUGUAUUUUUUAUUUUAUUUUAUUUAUUUUAUUUUACCGUUAUUUUACCAGGUAAGUUGACUGAGAACACAUUCUCAUUUGCAGCAACGACCUGGGGAAUAGUUACAGGGGAGAGGAGGGGGAUGAAUGAGCCAAUUGUAAACUGGGGAUUAUUAGGUGACCAUGAUGGUUUGAGGGCCUGGUAUGCAUGGUUACGUUUUCAAAAUCUAGAGAGAAAAUGUUUAACUGAACUGUAAUGAGUUUAUGGGUCAUUUUGAUGUAUCAUUUAAUUGUUUUGACCAAUUGGAAAACAAGUGAGAUUUUUUUCCAUGAACAUGAGCGUAGCGAAGCUAAAUAACUAGCUAGCUAAAUCACUUUUGUAUGCAAGUCAAUGGUAACAUGUUGGCAUCUCAGAUGAUUUAAAAAAAUAUAUUUGAUACUUUUCGGAUCUCUUAAAUUGUAAAAAUGUUCACAAACAAGGGCUCAUAUUGAGGGUAUUUGUCACACCCUGGCCUUAGUUAUCUUUGUUUUCAUUAUUAUUUUAGUUAGGUCAGGGUGUGACAUGGGGAUGUAUGUGUUUUGGUUUGUCUAGGGGUUUGUAUGUUUAAUGGGGCAGUGUCUUGUCUAGGUGUUUGUAUGUCUAUGGCUGCCUAGAUUGGUUCUCAAUUAGAGACAGCUGUGGUUUAUUGUCUCUGAUUGAGAGCCAUAUUUAAGGCAGCCAUAGGCAUUUGGGUUUUGUGGGUAAUUGUCUAUGUUCUAUGUUGCAUGUGUGCACUUAGUUCAGUUUAGCUUCACGUUUGUUUUGUUCAUUUUGUAAGUGUUUGUUUUUUCCUUCAUUAAAAGAUGUAUUUUUCACGCGCUGCGCCUUGGUCCUCUCUCUCUUAUCAAGACGAUUGUGACAGUAUUUGCAUGUGUACAUAUGAACCACGCUAAUUAUAUGUAUUUUAGAAUGUCAUUUUUUAUUAAAUCUAUAUCUAAUAGCCGCAUGCUAAUUUCUAACUGCUAGCUUGUUAGCUAGCUUAGU